Molecule: messenger RNA, 1595 nt
Organism: Cataglyphis hispanica
Lineage: Eukaryota; Metazoa; Arthropoda; Insecta; Hymenoptera; Formicidae
Product: protein AAR2 homolog
Exons: 5
Coding region: 380-1507 (375 amino acids)
Biological process (GO): spliceosomal tri-snRNP complex assembly
Source: RefSeq, a predicted model, not a curated record
AAACAUCUGUUUCUCAAUAAUAAUAAAUAUUUGUCAAAGAAGUAUGUGGGCAUUCAAUAAUUUAUAAUAAAUAUAAAGUGACUGCUGUUUCUCGUCCAAAAUCCAAUACAAUACAGAUGCAUUGGACGUUUAUCAUAUAUAUAAAUUAAUAUAAUAUAAAUUAUAAUCGAUCCUGUAAUCUAGAAAUGCAUGCUAUAGUAUUAUAUAUUGAGGAUAUAUAAACUUCAAGGGUUAUAAUAAACUUGUAAUAAUGUGAAUGAGAUUAUAUUGUCAAAAAUUCUAUUAUUCAAAUAACAAAGUAAAUUUGCUUUAAGAACUUCAAUUAGCUAUAAAAUGCAAAUAUAUUUAUGAGAGAACAUAGUAGUGAGACACAGAAUCAAUGGAGAUGGAUCAAAAUAUUGCGCAAACUCUACUAACGCAAGGAGCUAAGCUGAUUUUAUUGGAUGUACCGCAAGGAACUGAUAUUGGCAUUGAUAUGAAAUCAUGGAAUACAGGGGGCAAUUUUAAGGGCAUUAAAAUGAUACCACCUGGGAUCCAUUUUGUGCAUUACAGUGCUGUAAAUAAACUUGGCGAGAUGGCACCAAGAAUUGGUUUCUUUCAUGAUUUCAAGAAAUGCGAAUUCUUAGUAAAAAGAUGGGACAGCAAAGAGGAAGAUAUCAGCUCAGAACCUGUGCCCGAAGAGACAAUUCAGAGAUUGAAGGAUAAUUUAAAAGAAUUGGAUAGAUAUUUAGGACCAUAUCCAUAUGAAAUAUUGAAACAGUGGCAAGAAUUAUCAAGCAGGAUCACCGAGUCUCUCGUGACAAGAUGUUCGCCGCUAUGCGGUUACGUACGAUCCGCUUUGGAAUUGGAGCCCUGCAACGAUGCUUCGAGGCCGCGUGGCGGAGAAUCCGACAGUAGGCGAAGAAAAUCCGGUCGACUAACGGUGGAAGACAAGGAGGAGGAGUUACUGCCGGAUUUGAAACCGAGACCUGGCACGGAGCUCAGACUCACGGAAAUACCGGACAAGCAUUAUCCCGACGAUGCGACUCCGAGCGAGAUAACGCGGCACUCUCUCGAUUCUAGUUACGUCUUACACGCUACCUUGAAGAAAUUACAAGAACCUGUCGAAAUCAUCGGGGAGAUACAGCUGACAUUCAUCUGCUUCCUAGUCGGUCAGAGCUUGGAUGCCUUCGAACAGUGGAAAAAACUUGUAUCGCUGAUCUGCGGCGUGGACAACGCGAUUCCUCAAUAUCGUUCUAUCUACAUGGAGUUUUUGCAAGUUCUGGAGACAGAAUUGUUAUACGUGCCUGAAGAAGUACUGUGCGACAUUGUAGCGAACAAUAAUUUCGUGUAUCACAAUCUGUGCAAGUUAUUCGGUAAUAUCGAAUCGAACUCCAAAGUGGACGGCCAAUUGAAAUUGUAUGCGAAACGCUUGCAGGAUCGAUUGACCACUAAGUUUCAAUGGGAUUUUUCAAAUUUGCUCGAAGAACCGGACGAUGAAGCACCUGUAAUCGUAACUCUGGAAUAAAUCAGAUUAAAUAGGUUAAUAGCUAUAAAUGAAAAUACGAUAUUGUGUUAAAUAUAACUUAUAAAUAAAUCUGAAUAAUUAGUGGAAA